This is a messenger RNA of Tachysurus fulvidraco (yellow catfish), 1460 nucleotides long. It is a transcript of the gene diabloa, whose product is annotated as diablo, IAP-binding mitochondrial protein a. The record is from RefSeq and is a predicted model, not a curated record. The transcript has 6 exons. Gene Ontology annotation, biological process: intrinsic apoptotic signaling pathway in response to oxidative stress; neuron apoptotic process. Bases 205 to 1002 code for a protein of 265 amino acids. Gene Ontology annotation, cellular component: mitochondrion. Lineage: Eukaryota; Metazoa; Chordata; Actinopteri; Siluriformes; Bagridae.
AUCAUCAUCAUCAUCAUCAUCAGAUCUAACUGAGAGCAGAGAUACAGAACAGGCUUGAUUUCUUUUCUCUCCUGUACUUCAGAUACAUUUUAUUUUUCUUCAUAAUAGGUGGAAUUUAUUUAUAUCGAUUUGGAUCACACGCAUAAUAUUCGAUAAUAUACAAAUCAGCUAAAAAGGUGCGGAUUAAUCUGUAAGAUUAGAAAGAUGCAAGCUUUUGGGCCCUGCGGAGUGUGUGUGUCUAGGGGACUAUUUCAGAGGCGGACCGACUUCCUGUUUACGAGGUCUAACAUGGGGGCGAUGCGGCAAGCGGCAGCGUGUUUACAUUUAUUCAGAGCCACAGCUGGUGGGAACUUCAUCCACAGAAAACCUGUACAGCAGCUUCUACGUCUCCCUGAAGUAACGCACUGUCCUGUUGUGUCCAUCAGCUUGGGCAGUGGACUAUGCACUGUUCCCUUCAUUCAGCAGGCAGACAAUCUGUCACAUGAGUCUCUGAUUCGUCGGGCAUCCUGCUUGGUCACAGACAGCGCCAAUACCUACCUUUCCCAAACCACUAUGGCUCUUAUAGAUGCCCUCACACUGUAUACAAAGGCUUUGCACACCCUCAUCGCUCUUCAAAAGCGUUAUUUGGCCUCAAUUGGAAAAUUCACUCCUGCUGAGGAAGACAGCAUCUGGCAAGUGAUCAUUGGCCAACGAGUGGAGGUUGGAGACCGGCUGGAUGAAUGUAAACGCUUCGAGUCAAACUGGGUGAAUGCUAUCAACAUCUGUGAGUUGUCAGCUGAGGCCGCCUUCAAUUCAGGAGCAGAACAUGCAUCCAAUGCAUUAAAAAGCAGCAUGAAGGCAGCACAGUCUAAGGUAGAAGAGAUGAGGAAACUCCAAAUGGCUGCACAGAAAAGUCUGGCUGAAAUGAAAGCUGAAGAGAUCCAGAGAAUGGCUGAGUAUGCAUCAAGUAUCAACUUGCAGGAUUUGGAGGAUGUUCCUGAAGCGUACCUCCGUGAAGACUGAGAAAGCAGAAAAUGACUGAGAAACUAGCUUUCAGGAUGAACUGAAUAUAAAUUAUUGUUCAGCAUAGAUUACAACAUGAAAACUUUCUGCUGCAAAAAUGCUAUAUGACUGAGGACCAGUGAAUUAGAUUUGUUAUUAAGUAUUACAAUAAAAGGUUUAUGGAAUAUAAUUUCAAGGUAUAGAACUUUGCAGACAGUUUUUACUUUUUUUUUCCUGCAAGACUAGACAAUAAAACAACUUGCAUUGUCCAUUAAUAAUUAACACAUAUGGUCAGCAUGUUUCCUGUCACCUUGUUAAUAUAUUAUCUGAAAAAAAAAAUGCAUGUAAUAUAAGAUGAAAAUCACCAUUUACUUGUAAGCAAGUAAUUUGUCCAGAUGAUAGGUGUACAUGCGGUUUUGAGAUCAUUACAAAAAUAAAUGUGCUGUUUAUUUUAAUGUAAAUAAAAUCUUAUUUUUCUA